Molecule: messenger RNA, 2991 nt
Organism: Priceomyces carsonii
Lineage: Eukaryota; Fungi; Ascomycota; Pichiomycetes; Serinales; Debaryomycetaceae
Gene: VPS11
Product: tethering complex subunit
Exons: 1
Coding region: 1-2991 (996 amino acids)
Biological process (GO): vesicle-mediated transport; vacuole organization; organelle fusion
Cellular component (GO): endosome; HOPS complex
Molecular function (GO): protein binding; protein-macromolecule adaptor activity
Source: RefSeq, a predicted model, not a curated record
AUGUCCUUGCCAGCUAGCUGGAGGCUGUUUCAGCUCUUUGAUGUGACGCCAAUAAAAGACCCGAACUUUGGUACAGAUGAGGCUCUAUACUCAGACGGAAUGUUAUCUUGCAUGACCUCAACCAAGUUAUAUUUGGUAUUAACGACGAAUAAUGCUUUCGUGAAGAUUAUAAAUAAAAGUUUCACAUUGGUCAAGUCCUUCAGUGCUUAUGAGCUUGAUUAUCGGAUAAAUUUCGUCGGAACAGUACCUAAUUCGAACCUUUUGGUUACUUUGGCAGAACGACAGGGAUACCCAUCAGUACUCAAAUUAUGGGAUCUCACAAAAAUUGUUCAUUUAGAAACAGAUGAUGAAGAUUGUUACAAGUACAAGUUUCAAUCCCAAGUUCUCGUACAUAAUGGGGAUAAUUCCUUUCCCAUCAGUUGUAUGCAAAUGAAUGAUGAUUUAACUUGCAUAGCAAUAGGUUAUACGAAUGGUAGAGUUAUUUUAAUUAGAGGGGACUUGUUGAGGGAUAGGGGAUCUAAGCAAAGAAUUAUAUACGAGUCUCAUGAUCCUAUUACUGGUAUUCAAUUCAAUGUACCAGAAGACUUGUUAUAUAUAACAACCACAUCAAGCAUUUUAACUGUACUGGCAACAGGAAGAAACCAAGGAAGACCCACCAGAAUACUCUCUGAUAAGCUUGGCGUUGAUUUGGAUUGCUCUGAUAUAGAUCCGAAAACUCAAGAACUAAUUGUUGGGAUUCCUUCAUCCAUACGCUACUACAACAGUAUUAGCAAGAGCCACACCAUCAAUUUCGAAAUUCCUAAAAAACUGAUAGAUAGAUUUGGGAAAAAUUACCUUUUGAUUGUAUCUCCAACAGAAGAGUAUAUUGAUACCACAAAGUCUAAAAAAUUGUUAACCAAGAUUAUAAUAGUAGACUUGUUCAACAAGCAUAUAUCCUUUACCAUGACUAUCCCUAACGUUUCCAUAAAAUUGACGUUUGAGAUGUGGGACGAUCUCUAUCUAUUGAGCACAGAUGGUAUUCUUCAUAAAAUCCAUGAAAAGUCAAUUAACCAACAAAUUGAGUACAUCCUCCAAAGAGAACUAUUUCCUGUCGCAUAUAACUUAGCAACCCAAUCAAAUUUACCGAAGUAUAACUUACAGAGAAUUCAAAGGCUUCAUGGUGAUUACUUAUAUGAGAAACAACAAUAUGAAGAGUCUAUCAAGAUGUAUAUUGAAGCAUUGUCUUUCUACGAUGCUAAAAGUUCUUCAAAAGAAGACCUAGAGGACUUUACCUUGAGUAUUAUCACCAAGUUCAAGGACGUUUCUAACAUUCCUAAUUUGACCAAGUUCUUACUUAAAUUAUAUCAAUUGAAUUUGGCAAAUAAUGAUCACAUCACACUUUUAUUAUGUUGCUUUUGUAAAGUGAAAAAUGUUGAAGAGCUUGAUAGAUUCAUAAACUAUUUAGACUUGACUGAUUCUUCUAAACUUCAUGAAUUAAAUUUUCAACUAAUAAUCAAUUUGUUCAAGGAAUGUGGCUAUUUUGAACAAGUUAUCAAAUUACUUUAUAAGUUGAACCAGCCGAGCUUGAUUGUUGAUAUUGAAUUAAAUGAUUUACACCAGCCACGAAAUUGCUUGACAUUCAUCAAGAGUUUGUCCAUUGACGAGCUCUUAUUAAUAUUGGUAGAGCAUUCAAAAACUUUUCUAGAUUAUCUUCCAAUUGAAACUACAGAAUUGCUAAUCAAUGUUUUCACUGGAAACUACGUUCCCAUAGAAAAUGCCAAAGAGCCAGCGGUAGACAAAAGCGAAGAGAUUAAUGAGAAAAAGCAUGAAGAGGAUCAGUCUUCGUUUCCCUUGGAUAGUUACAGGUCUUUUUUAGCAUACAUCAAAGGAUCCUCAGGCUCAGACGAUGAAUCGGAGGGUUCGCUGACGAAGACACUGCAUUUGGUGAAUCGACCGACCUAUUUACCUCCACGCCCAAGCAUUAUAUAUUCAAGCUUCGUUAAUAAUCCGAAUGAGUUUGUCAUUUUUUUGGAGGCUUGUAUUGAAGCCCUUGAUAAGUAUCAGGGUAACCUUAACGAUAAACGCAACUUGCUUAUGACCUUGUAUGAAAUGUACUUAUCAUUGGCCAGCGAGCAAAGUGAGGAAGCAGCUAAGAGGGAGUGGACUGACAAAGCGAGUGAAUUAUUGAAGCACCACGUAAGUUUGUUGGACAGAUCUGCACUCCUAAUUAUAUCUCACAUCUACAACUUCAAAGAAGGUGAAAUUAUUGCGAAGGAAGAAUCGGGGUUUGAGAAAAGUUUGUUCACUGUUUCGCAGUCUCUAGGAGAUGUUGAUGAAUGCAUUCAUAUUGUAUAUAAGUAUGGUGAGUCUCAACCUGAACUCUAUAAGAUGAUGCUAAAAUAUGCCGUUUCAAAAAAGGAGAUAUUUGACAGGUUGAACAAGAAGGAUUUUGAUUUUGUUCUAAAUCAAAUAAAGAUCAAGAAACUAGUGACUCCACUUGAAAUAGUUCAAAUCCUUAGUGGCAAUGACUUCACAACGUUGGGUCUUGUAAAAGACUAUUUGAUUGACUUCAUUGAUGAACAAAAGACAGAAAUAUCAAACAAUGUCCUGUUAGCAACCUAUUACGAAAAUGAAUCUACCAAAAACACGCAUAAACUUGCGGAGCUUGUUCACAAACCAUUUAUUAUGCAAAAUAACAAAUGCUUUUCCUGUAACCUAAAGCUUGAUUUUCCUAUGGUGCAUUUUAUGUGUAAGCACAGUUUCCAUCAAAAAUGUCUCAGUAAUAAUCUCAUGGUUUCUAAUAGUGUAGGAGAUAGCGAGAAAAGGUGCCCAAUUUGUAUAAACGAGUUAGAUGAAAUUCGGUCCGUUAGAUUGGAGCAAUUUAAGUCUAAAGAUAACGUGGCAGCUUUCGAGGAUUCUCUAAAUGAUAGUAGUGAUCGAUUCAAAUUUAUCUGCGACUAUUUGGGCAAGGGGGUUAUGGAAAAUGAAUCGGUUACCGUUUUAGAUGCCUAG